Brugia malayi is the source of this 1527-nucleotide messenger RNA. RefSeq lists its product as uncharacterized. The record is from RefSeq and is a predicted model, not a curated record. The transcript has 13 exons. Lineage: Eukaryota; Metazoa; Nematoda; Chromadorea; Rhabditida; Onchocercidae. The coding region runs from base 1 to 1527 and encodes 508 amino acids.
AUGAUCACAUAUGAAUUACAAUUUCUGAUAUUUCUUUUGAUUUUUAUUGUCACUUCCCUGACUUUGAUUAUCAAAAAUGAUGGAUGUCGUUUGAAAUGGAAUGCAACUUAUCAUCUGAAUGGACGUAGAGCAUUGUUACAGCUUAAUGAAACUUGGAUGGAUACUUUGGGUUAUUGCAUUGUUAGCUCAUCAAAUCAAUACAAUUAUAUUUUUCGACUUGAACUAAAUGAUGAUAUUUGCUAUCGUUGUGUUGCAAUUUUUAAUGUACAUCCUAAUAUUUUACAGUACAAACAAAGUGAAUGCAUUAAGCAAUAUGAAAGUAGUAGUGAUAAUAUCGAUAAUAUCUGCAGAUUUGCAUUUCGUGGUGAUACACCGAUGAAAACGCUUUUUCGAAAUGAUGCAAAAUCGGAACAAUGUCCAUUUGAGCCACCUUUCAAUUUUACAUAUACAAUUCAAGAUGGUUCAUGCACUUCGAGAAUUUCAUCUGUAAAUAUUUGUUCAGAACAUGGAAAAUAUCGUUUUCGGUAUGAAGCAUGUCCGGAAUUACCAAAUCAUGAAAGUCAUGAAGAUGAAUUAGAAUGCAUAGCACAUUGGAAUUCAUUUGGAAUUGAAUUCUUUGCUGUACGUAUAAUUAAUUCUUCGAUUACAGGAUCAAAUAUAAUCUUUCGAUGUCUUAUACAUCAGAAAACAACAUUUGGUGGUCGUAUGGGUAUAUCAGCUGAUUCUAGCUGCAAUGAAUUAACAGAUCUUACAAAUGCUGGAACUAGAAUUGAAUAUCAUCAAGGUCCAUCUUUCAAGUCACAAUGUCACUUUCCAACAUUUCUGAGACGUAACUAUAAUUCAUCCAGUAAGCAUAAAUGGAUAUCAAUGACAACCGGUUCAAUAAAUGAUUUCUAUUCCGAUAAAUGGAUCGAAGUGAUAAAUGGAAUGAAUUAUACGAUAUCACAAUGUUUACAAAUGGAAAAUAUUGGAAAUGUUUACAAGAUGGUAGUAUAUAAAAGUACACAACAAUGCACUAACACAUAUCAAUGCAUUGAAAUGAAACGAAGACAUAAGAAUAUCAUAGAAAUUACAUAUGAUAAAGUAAUGAGGAAGAUGCCUGUAUCAUGUAAAUUUAUCAACGAAUAUUCUAUUGACACAAUGGCUCUUGUGGAUGCUAAGACAGUUCGUUGUCCAUUCAAUCGACAACAUUUCAUUCAGUCAUGUACGAAUUCUGUUGCACAAUUUGGUUGCACUUAUGAUUAUGAAUUAAUUAUGCAUCUCAAUUGUAGUAAUACUUCAUUCGAGAAAUUCUUCUGUAUCGGUCACUGGCAAGAAAACGGAAUGCAAUAUAUCGUAAGCAGAAGAUCGAUCUCUUCCGAGCUUCUGUGUCAUAUUUACUCGUCAAAUGCAAAUGGUAUAAUUCGUAUUGUCACCUAUCGUCAUUCAUCUUGUCACGCAGAAUCUUUACAGCAAUCUCAACCUUAUCAUAACUUCACACUUACAAAAUAUGGUGCGAAAUUUGUGGUUGAAUUUAAAAUUAUUUAA